CGUGCUCUCUUCGUGCCGGUUGGAGUCGUCUCGUGCACUUUGAAGGUUCUCGCUCUAGCUUAUUUUAGCUUGCUCACAUUAACAAAGAGAUGCGUUUGUGAUCAACACUUUGCACAGCAGAGAUCAACCAUGAGCACAGCAGAUUACGAGGAAGAACUUUGGGGCCCAAAGGAGGAGAAGAAGCCACAACGUCAACUAUUGGAUACUGUUUUCAAUCUGCAGCCCCGAAUUGUGCUACGCAGAGCAGAUGUCAUUGAAUAUCUUCUUCCGGGCUGGCAGCAGUCAGUGUCCAGUCACAUCAAAGAAGAGGAGGAUGUAGGGGUUCAAUGCAUUAAAGAGGAGGAGGAGGAAGAAAUCCUCCACGUGAAAGAGGAAGAGCAGGAGGAAAGCAUCCAGGUUCCAGCCACUGGUGUCCAUUUGAAGAGUGAAGAUGGUCAAAGUGAGGAGCGACAAGGGGUGGACCCUCCAAGCAGGAACGGCUCAAGUGAUGAAGACCAUUGGGAAGGAUCACUAACAAAUGAUGAUGAUGAUGAUGAUGAUGAUGAUAAACAAUCAGAAAGUGAUGAGACAUGUCACGCUGCCAACAAAUGCUGGAAAUGUUCUCAGUGUAGGAAAACGUUUGCUUCGAUGAGGGAUUUCAAACAACACAUGAAAAUACACACAGGUGAGAAGCCUUUUGCAUGCUCAAUUUGUGGUAAAAGGUUCACUCAGAAGCGAGGUUUAAAAACACACACAAGAACACACACUGGUGAGAAACCCUUUUCCUGUUCAGUUUGUGGUCAAAGAUUCUCACACAAGGGAACCUUAAAAAUGCACACAAGAAAACACACUGGUGAGAAACCUUUUGCAUGUCCAGUUUGUGAUAAAAGAUUCACUGAGAAAGGAAACUUAAAAAUACACACGAGAUCACACACUGGUGAGAAACCUUUUUCCUGUUCAGUUUGUGGGAAAAGAUUCUCACACAAUGGAACCUUAAAAAUGCACACAAGAAAACAUACUGGUGAGAAACCUUUUCCAUGUCCUGUUUGUGAUAAAAGAUUCACUGAGAAGGGAAACUUAAAAAUACACAAAAGAACACACACUGGUGAGAAACCUUUUUCAUGUCCAGUUUGUGAUAAAACAUUCUCCCAGAAGGGAACCUUAAAAACACACACAAGAUUACACACUGGUGAAAAACCUUUUUCAUGUCCAGUUUGUGAUAAAAAAUUCACUGUGAAGGGAAAAUUUAAAAUACACACAAGAACACACACUGGUGAGAAACCCUUUUCAUGUCCAGUUUGUAAUAAAAGAUUCACUGAGAAGAGACUAUUAAAAAUCCACAUAAGAACACACACUGGUGAGAAACCUUAUUCCUGUCCAGUUUGUGAUAAAAGAUUCACUGUGAAGGGAGCUUUAAAAAGACACACAAGAACACAUACUGGUGAGAAACCUUUUUCAUGUCCAGUUUGCGAUAAAAGAUUCCCUGAGAAGGGAAAAUUAAAAAUACACACAAGAACACACACUGGUGAGAAACUUUUUUCAUGUCCAGUUUGUGGUAAAAGAUUUACUCAGAAGGGACACUUAAAUAGACACACAAGAACACACACUGGUGAGAAACCUUUUUCAUGUCCAGUUUGUGAUAAAAGAUUCACUGAGAAGAGACAAUUAAAAAUACACACAAGAACACACACUGGUGAGAAACCUUUUUCAUGUCCACUGUGUGAUAAAAGAUUCACUCAGAAGGGAGCUUUAAAAAGACACACAAGAACGCACGCUGGUGAGAAGCCUUUUUCCUGCUCAGACGUGGCCAAAGAUUCUCUGUGAAUAUAAGUUUAAAAAAACACAAGAAGACACACCAACAAGAAAUGUUUGCCUGCUCACUUUGGUCAAACAUUCUCUUCUGAGUACAGUAGUUCCUUGUUUUUCACAGUUAAUGGGGACCAGAACCCUUGUGAAAUGUGAACCCACCCCCACAACACACAUACACAGCCACGCCCCUCCCGCACCUGAGGAAUUUUCCUGUACGUGUAUCUGGGGACCAGAAUGAAUUAAAUAUCUAAACGGUAUUUAUACUUUACAUAUAUGAGACUAAGAUUACGACAGUACAUGCAUUUACUUAAGUCUUUGUGAGGUUUAUCACAUGACUUAUAAAAUAUUUUGCACAAAAUACAAGGAUAAGAAGAGUCUGUCUCAUGAGGAGAAUCUAAAGAGACUAGACUAACAGUCUCCAACCCCGUUCUGAACCAGUGCCUUGCCUACUUUUUUUUUUUUCCUGAAAGCACACAAGAUCAAGAGGGAGGGGUAAGCAAGCAAGUUAAAGGCAAUUUUUUUGAUAACGAUGUGUGUGUGUGUGUGUGUGUGUGUGUGUGUGGUGUGUGUGUGUGUGUGUGUGUGUGUGUUGGAGAACUUGUCCUUGGCCACUUCUCGGGAGAUCAGGAUUCGGCUGGUGCACCUGUGUGGGGACUGCACAUCCUGCAUGCUUAAUGAAUCUUCAAAGCAAGGAUAAUACUUUGGCUUUGUUGAAAUUACAUAAUAAAUAUAUUAAAUUUUUACAAUCUUUAAUUCUACAACAUUUGUUAAUCUUUCCUGCAAAAGUCACCUGUCUCUCUCUCUCUCUCUCUCCCUCCCCUGCUCACACACACGGCGAAGGAGAUGCUCGUAGAGGCUUUAAGUUCACUCAUCUGCAGCAUUGCAACAUGAUCAUCGUAAACACGGUCCUUGAAGAAGUACGCGUAGCAGUCACUGUGUUUUGACGGGGCAUACGCGCUCGCACGCCAUCGCACUCACAAAUCUGCACAGUGGAGCACAGAAAAUCACAUGCUUAAAAUUUGUUAUGAGUAGAAAUACAGAGAUCUUAAAAGACGUCGCUUAUUUUGUGUAGUCUAAACCAAUGUUACCUUGAAGCUCCGCCACUGAUCCAGCGUAGUGAACCACAGCCUCUUGUCUUUUUUUUUUUUAAAUAAGGAAGCACACAGCAGGGCUGCUGAUCAGCCUACUUUCACUUCGUAGUUUACCUGACACCGCCCCCCCUGCUCUUAAAGCGGCACACAUAAUUACAAACAGAACACACACCCGCAACUUUAGAAUUGCCGGCAUGACUGGUGGACCACACCCGUAACUUUAUCUGCGGGCAUGACUGACCAAACCCAUACAUUUUUCAAAUGUGAGUGACUGGCGUAGCCGUCCUCUUCCAAUAAUGACGUUUUUCAUCCAUGUUAAAACACAAUUCAGAGUCCCGACAAUGAGAAAAGUGCACUGUCCGGAGCCAUGGAGGACAUACAAGUAGAUACCACAGUCCCAUGCGAUUUGCUGUACAAAGUGGUUGACACCUCCUGGAUCCCAAAAAGGAUAAAAGUGCUCCUAAAUAGGAGUCAAUUCCUCCUGCUGGAUCUAUAGAAGGAAAAAAGAGGCCCCGGUGUUAACGUUUCUUGAGCGUCGCAGAGGAAGCUUUUGCUGGGGCACAACGCUGAGAUGGUAUUGUCACUACAUAAUCAAAAAAUGUUUUCAUGAACACAAAAUGGGGUUGGGGUUGAAAAAUAAACAUGAUGCACUGAAUCUACAAUAUGUGAAACGUGAAGUAGAGAGGGAUUACUAUGUCAGGUUAAGACAUAAGUGAACAUGUGAGAAAAGCAAUAAUCAAAAAGCUUUUAAUGUAAAGGUGUAAAAUGACUUACUUUGUUAUUGACAGAACCAACUUUCUUGUAUUCGGUGUACGAGCUGUUAUUGUAUCUUGGACCCGUAACAAAGGUCUCUUGUCCUCAAACAGCGGUUGAUCUGAUUUGAGUUUUUCUAAUGCCUAAAAGCGAAAAUAUCAGGCUAAUCAUAUUUUCAGAUUAUUGAGAUAUCUUGAGUAGAAAUGUCUGCAUAUGUUUUUAGUGAUGACUGACAUUUUUGGGACAUGAAGCCACAUUUCUUGGGCGAGCCUUGCAAGGAAGUGAUACCCUGCCGUGUUUGUCAUUUUUAGGACGUCCUUUUGCACCCCAAUCCAAUAAAAUUUUUGUUGUUGUUUUUUUAAGCACAAUAAAUUUGUGAGGCAAUAUAAUUUUGGGGUACUUGCUAUUUUUCAUAUGAUGUAACUAUAUUACUGUAGGAACAACUGAUAAUUAUCAUACAUCUACUUCCAAUAAAGAAAUGCUUUGCUCUGCUCUCGAUAACGUGGCAGCUGCUUAGCAGGAGUUAGCACAAGAACAAAAACAUCUAAUCAUCAUAACUGUUAGAACCAGAGCCCCUGUUUUCUGUUAAAGAAAUGAUGACCACACAUGUACUCGGCAAUCUUCCACACACAUGCACACACACACACGAACAAAUUAGUACACUUUGUUUCCAAAUAUGUUUUGCUCACCCGUUUCCUUUUUGUAACAUCCAUGCAAAUAAGGGGCGUCUUGAAACUAAAUAAAUAGAGGUGCUGAGGAGAAGAUAAUCAGAGAAUGCAGUGGCGAAUUGUACGAGACAGUUCUCUCCUCAC
Molecule: messenger RNA, 4444 nt
Organism: Syngnathoides biaculeatus (alligator pipefish)
Lineage: Eukaryota; Metazoa; Chordata; Actinopteri; Syngnathiformes; Syngnathidae
Product: gastrula zinc finger protein XlCGF57.1-like
Exons: 3
Coding region: 130-1803 (557 amino acids)
Source: RefSeq, a predicted model, not a curated record